AUGCUGUCUAGUCGCGGUAAUUGGUGGCCCAUAACUAUCACUGACAAAUGGCCCAUGGGCUCGGUGCUGUUCCGAUCCCCAGCAGCUCGGAGACCAGUUUGCCAGAUGGCCAAGCUACACUUAUUUGUAUUCCGUGGACCAUCAUUCACGCGAAUGUUUCACGAAUUAACGGACAACGUGUCAGCUGCUUCGAAACGAGCGCAAACAUUAUCAGUUAAAGCAUGUGAUUUGGCAGGCGAAGCGAGGUGUUUGAAAUUUGGCAGAUGGCCCGGAGCCUCGUGCCGCUUUGGCCAGUUAUUGAGCGACCACAAACACAUCGAGCAGCAGUACGAGAUGUUGGAGCCUUGGAUGGUCAAUCCUUCUAGCCUGGACGAGGAAGGACAAAUUCUCACUGUCCUUAAAAUACUUUGUGGAUUGCGGAUGACGGUCACGGACCUCGUGUUGCACUCGAUCCCACAAAGAAUCACAAAGACCCUCGAUGACAACUUGAGAGAUGGAGGUCGUUAA
Molecule: messenger RNA, 507 nt
Organism: Suillus clintonianus
Lineage: Eukaryota; Fungi; Basidiomycota; Agaricomycetes; Boletales; Suillaceae
Exons: 5
Coding region: 1-507 (168 amino acids)
Source: RefSeq, a predicted model, not a curated record